AUGAUUCUGCUCGAGACGAAACAACAGGAUUGUCGAGGAGCUUUGGCUCUGACCGAGAGUGCGUCCAACGGGAACAAGCCUGAUACUGUAGAAGUCACGUUUGCUGAUUUCGAUGGUGUCCUCUACCACAUCUCCAACCCCAAUGGAGAAAAAUCAAAGGUGAUGGUCAGCAUUUCUCUGAAGUUCUACAAGGAGCUGCAAGACCAUGGAGCAGACGAGCUGCUGAAGAGAGUCUAUGGGAAUUUCAUGGUGUCGCCUGAAGCAGGUUACAACGUUUCUCUUCUGUAUGACCUGGACAAUAUCCCUGCAAAUAAAGAAGAAGUGAUCCACCAGGCUGGCAUUCUGAAACGCAACUGCUUUGCCUCUGUGUUUGAGAAGUACUUCAAAUUCCAGGAGGAGGGCCGGGAGGGCGAGAAGAGGGCCGUCGUCCACUACAGAGAGGAUGAGACAAUGUAUCUUGAAGCGAAGAAGGACAGGGUAACCGUGGUUUUCAGCACAGUGUUCAAGGAUGAUGAUGAUGUAAUAAUUGGGAAGGUGUUCAUGCAGGAGUUUAAGGAGGGUAGGCGUGCCAGCCACACAGCUCCUCAGGUCCUGUUCAGUCACAGAGAGCCUCCCCUUGAGCUGAAGGACACUGACGCUGCUGUCGGAGACAACAUUGGGUACAUCACCUUUGUUCUGUUCCCUCGCCACACCAGUACAAAUGCCAGAGACAACACCAUCAACCUCAUCCACACCUUUAGGGACUACCUGCACUACCACAUAAAGUGCUCCAAGGCUUACAUUCACACUCGCAUGAGGUCCAAGACUUCAGACUUUCUGAAAGUACUGAACAGAGCCCGUCCUGACGCAGAGAAGAAGGAGAUGAAGACUAUCACGGGGAAGACUUUUGCAUCUCGUUAAGAAGACAGCGCUCAAACAGCUGGAUCUGCCAUGUCACCAAGCACAAGCGCUCUACACUAUUCUGGUCCAGUACAAAAGCCUCCAGUUGGCCAGUAAAUUCCAUUUCGUAGGAGAAGUUG
This is a messenger RNA of Polyodon spathula (Mississippi paddlefish), 1019 nucleotides long. RefSeq names its product actin-related protein 2/3 complex subunit 2-B-like. Lineage: Eukaryota; Metazoa; Chordata; Actinopteri; Acipenseriformes; Polyodontidae. Gene Ontology annotation, cellular component: Arp2/3 protein complex; actin cytoskeleton. Gene Ontology annotation, molecular function: actin filament binding; structural constituent of cytoskeleton. Gene Ontology annotation, biological process: actin filament polymerization; Arp2/3 complex-mediated actin nucleation. The record is from RefSeq and is a predicted model, not a curated record.